AAAAAAGGGUAUAAUUCAAAGAACGCUGCAUGGUCACACUGCGUUAACCGUCUCGACUCACGACUCACGGCAAGUUUUCCCUGAUAUUUGUUGCAAAUUGUUACAGAAAAUCGAUCGCAGAUUUCGGUGUGAGAUUCAAAUAGAGAAAGUGACACAAAAAUGUAAAUCGCCGAGAAAAUGAUCGAAAUGAAUAAUGGAAUUCGCUAAAAAUAAACGAAAAGCAAGCAUGUAAAACCAAAAAAAAAAAAAACGAUUCGAAAUGCAAGUGCGAAGGUGUGUGGGAGUGCGUGAAAGAAGAGCUGCUGCAACAAAAUUAAUAUAAAUAACAGUGCCAAGUGCCGUUGCUUUUGCUUUUGCAAAUUGUUUUCGCGCUAAAUUGUAAAGCGUUUAGGCCGUAAAUUGCGUGUUUAAAUAUUUCCGCUGCAGCGGCUAAUUAUUUAAUUACACCAGCGGUCGCUGGCCCCGGCUUUGUGUGUGUGUUCGAAGGGGUGUAAGCGUGUGUGUGUGUGUGUGUGUGUGGGUGGAAUGAUGAGAAAGAAGGACCAGAAGGACAACCGAAAUGAAGACUUUUAAAUUCGCAACAACCGCCAACGGUGGCUUUUAAUUUUUUUAGUUUUCGGCUAAAAUUCAAAAUCUGAUGUGUACACACACAUUACUGCCCAGAAACGGAGAAAACGGGGCGAAAAGAAAACUACGAAAGUGGUUGCUGUAGGUGCUUUGAAUGUAUGCGUGACACGUAUAUGUGUAUGUGUGUGUGAGAGGAAUGCUGCUGUCUAUGUAUCACGUUUCGCACGCUGACCGCGAAUGUGUGUGUGUGAGUGUGGCUGCUUAGUGUUGUAUAGUGCAUAAAUUAUGGAAUCCAGCGUUUCUUCAGAUUUACAUAGUUUGAGAUUCAGUUUUUUUUAGAUAUUUCCCUUAUUUGCUGAAACAAUCCAAUCGAUCUGCUCUCACUCUCUCUCUAUAUAUGCUCUCUGCAUCUUCUGCUGCCUCUCCCUCUCCCUCCUCUAGUUGCAUCCCCAAAAGAUGCACGAAGAGAGUGGGAGAGAGGCCGCAAACAGACGCCGCCAGUUACCAAUACCAAUACUAAUGCAAGAGAACAACCGACAAAUCUUCUUUUUCUUUUCGGCUUCUCUUCUCGUUACUCGCUCGCCGUCACUACUACAACUACAAACAUAGCAGCAGCAGCGACUGCGACGGCGACGGCGGUAUAUAGCGACGGCCGAUUCGAUUCAAAGCUAGGCGAGCAAAAUUUCCAUUGUGCGCCCGCAGUCGCUUCGAAAAUUUCUGACUCGUCAUUCGUGUUGUGUGUUGUGUGCGAAAAAAAAAAAUGCACAAAUCACCGAAAAACAACGGCCCAUAAUGACAGUAGCAACAACAACAGCAACAUGAAAAAUUCUCGAGUGUGUGUGUUUCAUUGCCAAAGCAACAACAACAACAACAGCGGUUACGUUUAAAAAUUUCUCGCCACAGAACAGAGGCAGAAAUACAAAAUUAAUAAAGUAAAUAAAUAAAUCAAAUUCAAAUACAAAUACAAAAUUCAAAACCAAACAACAACAACUACAACGCCAAUAGCCAAUUACAACAACAACAGCAAAUCUUCAAACAGCAACAACAAACAACAACAAAUAGAGUGCCGAGAAGAAGCAGAGUUCAAUUUGUGUAUCCGUGUGUCUCUCUCUGUCUCGUCCCUCGUCUCUCUCUCUCUUCCUCUCGCGAGUGUGUGUGUGUCUCCGUUCGUCGUUUAUAUGUGUAUGUGUAAGUGUGUGCAGCAGAAUCAAUAAAAAAAAGAGAAGAGAAAAGAAAAGGAAAAAAAAAGAAUCUGAAAAGAAAAUCAACCGCAAAUGUGCAAAAUACUAGAGAGAAAUAAACGCCAAUCCAUAAAAUAAAAGAAUAAUAAUAACAAUAGCAAGUUAAGAAAAUGAGGAGCUGCUGUUGUGCGAAUAAAACCAGAAAACAACAACUAUGACGCAUCAAAAUCAUCAGACAAACGGCGCAAGUUUGGAGGACUGCCAUACAAACUUCUAUGCGCUGACUGAUUUAUGUGGAAUAAAAUGGCGAAAGUUCGUUAUGGAGGAGCGGCCGAACGCUUUAAGCGAUCCUUUAAAGGACCCCAUACUGCGCUCCUAUUCGCGUUGCAUCCAGGCGGAUAUGCUGUGCGUGUGGCGGCGAGUCCAGUCAACGAAACAGGACAACACCGAUCCGAAUGCCUUAACCUACGAGAUCACCACCUCGACCAAGAUCCACCCGCCUCUCUCGCUGGCCGCCGCCAAGGAGCUGUGGAUCUUCUGGUAUGGCGAGGAGCCCGAUCUCAGCGAGCUGGUGGACGCUGAUCUCUUAAGAGUAGCUGCCAACCAAGCGCUUUGGAAUGGCACCUGGAAGGGAGCCCUCACCUACGAGUGCCGAUCGCUGCUCUUCAAGGCCCUGCACAAUCUCAUGGAGAGAUUUGUUCUUACCAAGGACAUUGUGCGAUUUGGAAAAUGGUUCGUGCAGCCCUGCACUUCCAGCGAUCGUCUUUUCGGAAGAAGCUCCCAACAUCUGUCGUUCUCAUUCACGUUCUUUGUGCAUGGCGACACCGUUUGUGCCUCCAUCGAUCUGCGAGAGCAUCCCGCCGUGCGGCCGCUGACGAAGGAGCACCUGGCCGAGGCGGCGGCCGCCUUUGCUGCCGCCAGUGCCCCGCCAGGAUCAGCCGCGCCAGGAGCGGCGGGCGGUGCUGGCGGCCCCCAACCCAGUCAAGAGCCGGCCCAGAAUGGCCCCGCCAUGGAUGAGGCGGGCGAGGGCGGAGCGGCCAAGGUCACGCCACCGGCGCAUCCGCGCAAAGUGAUGCUGGCCCCGUUCGGAAUCGCGGCCAUCCUCACUGGGAACAGCUACAAGGCCAACGAUCCUAUGGCCGAGAAGAUCCUCGAGGACUGGGCCUCCUUUUUUCCGCUGUGCAAUAAGGACAACACGGACUUGCCUCCCGUCGUGGAGGUGGUGUCAGGUGGUCAUAAGAUGUAUCAUCCCACGAACUAUGUACUAGUCACCGACCUGGACGACAUGGAGCACAUGGAACACAUGGCCGAGCUGCAGAAGAUGCAGAUGCAUAACGCCGCCGGACAUGGUGGCUCGGAAGCCUCACUCUCCUGCCCCCCGGUUGCCGGAGCAGCUGCUGGCCCUGUUCCUGGUGCACCUGGCACGGCGGCGGUUCCAGUGGGUCCUGCGUCCGCUUCCGCCUCUGCAAAGGAGGCAUCCACCCGGAAGACGGCUCCCCAAGUGGUCAGCGCUCUGGAACGACUCUCCUUUCAACCCUACUACGAUCAACGGCCCACCUCGGGCUUCACCUUCAACACCAACAAUACUCACAUCCCGGCCACGGCGGCGGUGGAGAUGCCGGAGCGCACCUGGCAGGACUGCAUCAUGAAUACGCUGCACGUGGAUGCGGCUGCCGCGGCGGCAGCAGCAGCAGCGUCAUCUCGGUCCACUGGACCGGAGGCCUCAGCCGCCGGCGAGGAGGAGGACAGCAAGCAGCAGGUCCAGCAGCAACUGCAACAGCAACAGCAGCAGCAGCAGCAGCGGCACAAGCUCUGGAACUUUGUGGAUCCCAUGCAGAAGGCGCCUUGCACCUGCACCAACGCCCAAUGCAUCAGCCAUCACAACAACAACAACAACAACAGUGGCAACAUUAAGAGGCAACAGCAACCGCUGGGAUCGCCAGCUCUUAGAACAGCAGUUGCCAAUGCCAGUGGCAAUAAGUCAUCCUACCAACAACAUUACCACCAGCAACACCUCCACCAACAACUGCAACAACAACAACAACAGCGACCGGGAACACCUGUGUCGGUGGCAGGAGCAACAACAUCAUCGCAUCAUUCCAGUUCCAGUUCCAGUUACAGUUCCAGUUCCAGUUCCCUGAGCAACACUUCCACUUUCAACUCUUCCGCGUCAGCAGUGCGGCGUCACAAUGUGCCGUUCCACAAGCGUUUGUCUGCAACAUCUGCAACUGCAACUGCAACAUUUAGAUCUAAAACCAACAAUAACAACAACAACAACAACACUACAACAGACACCAAUAUACCAAAACAAAGACAUCUGGGAAAUACCCCUCACGGAACGCCACAUGGUGGAGCUUCGACGUAUUCUCGGAAUUCCCUCGGCGGCGACUCCUCGAUGCCAGUGGCCUCCGUGGAAUCGCCGGCCACACCGGCCCCCUCGCCGCAUCCCAAUUCGGCGCACUCGCAACCGACAUCGGUGCCACCCCCGGAGCAAAUGCUCAACAUGAGUCCACAUGCCCCCACUUCUGUUUCGAAUCUGCAGCAGCCGCCGACCCCCAUCGACCACCUGCUGGACAAGAACACCCCGGCGCCCACGCCCACGGACCAGCACGACAGCAAGAGCAUCACCGCCUCGCCCUACGUCCACCAGACGCCCAGCGUGGAGCCGCCCUCCUACGCGGACCAUGCGACAGGUGGCGGCACCGGCGGCAGUGGCUCGGGCGGUGGGGCAACGGGUACUGGACCCGGCAGUGUGCCUGCCCAGCAGCCGGCUACACCGACAGCGGCGGCAGUUCCGUCGGCGGGAGCAGGAUCAGCGUCCGGCGGAGCAGGAUCUGUGGGCACCAUCAGCGUCAAGAAGCUGGAGAUGCAGCAGAAGCAGCCGCCCUUGACGGCGGCAAUGGCCAUCAAGCAGGAGCCGGGAAUCGCGGCAGAGCGAGGUGGGGCUAGUGGAGGUGGAGCCGCCUCCACCGCGGAGGCCAUCCAGAACUUGCUGAGCCUGUACAAGCCGCCGCAGCUGACGCUGAAGGAUGAGGACAGCUACUACGACGAGGACUGGCUGAAGGAGCUCUACAACUUUCAGUGCCAGGAGAACUGGGACUACCUGCCUGUGAAGCGGCCUAAGCUGGAGGAUACCAACAAGCAGCGUCGACCGCGGUACGCCAAGGACCUCUACGAGGGUCAUACGCACGUGAAGCCGCUGAUGCCCUCGCCGGGAUCCGUCUAUGGCUCCCAGUUGCUCUCCCUGGACGUUCAGUCCAAUGCAACGGGAGGCGGUGGAGCGGGCACCGGAGGAAGUGGCGGCACCAGCGGCGGAUUGGUGGGAAUCGCCAACAGCAACGCCAACGGCAGUGACGCCGAGAACGAGAGCGGAAACAGCUUUUUCCAAGGGCUGGACAUUAAAACGGAGCCGGGACUCCACUCGCCCACGAAAACCAGCAGCGGAGGAGGAGGCGGCGGCAGUGGAGGCGGAAGUGGCGGCGGUAAUCUGUUCACGGCCGAGGGCCUGAAUCCAUCGCUGAACGACCUGGAGCAGCUGUUUGAGACGAGUUCCAACGACGAGUGCAGCAGCGUUCAGAUCCACACGCCGCCGGACUCCAACAAUCCCUCCAACGGGGGCUGCAGCACGGUGACGAACACGAUCGAUGAGCUGAAGCGGAGCACGGCGAUCUCGACGAACGCCCUCGUGGCAGCAGCCGCUGCGGCAGCGGCGGGCAACAUCCAGGCGGAGGAUCUCACCAAGAUGUUCCCAACGCCGCCGUCGCACGAGCAACAGCACCCGAACUCCAGUCCCUGCCAAACGGAUGUGGUGAUGACGGAUCUCAGCGUGGACACGAGCACCAGCUGCAUCAGCAACAGUGCCUGCAUAACCAGCAGCAACACCACCAUUGUCAGCAACAACAACAACAACAGCAAUGUCACCAUUAACGCCACCACCACCACCAGCAGUAUUAUCCUGGCGGCCAUCCAGGCGCCCGUCGCCGUGGUGAACGUGACCAAGCUGGUGAAGCAGGAGUAUAAUCUGGAGCUGGGCAGUCCCGUCGAAGAGGCUAUCGACAACUGGAACUACGUGUACCGGCCGCCGCAGCAGGAGAAGUUUGUGGGCGCCUCCAAGUAUGCUCCAUUGACGAAUCUGCCCAGCCAAGCCCUUCCGCCCCUGAAUAUUCCGCCGGGAUGCUUCUACCAGCCCACCUGGAGCAGUCACAAGUCCAGGGCGGCCACCUUGGCCAAGGCGGCGGCGGCACAGAAGCAGCAGCACCAGAAGCACCAGGCCCUCCAGCAGCGCAUCCAGCUCCACCAGCAGAAGCUCCAGCAGCACCAGCACCAGAACCACCACCAGCAGCAGCAGCAGCAACAGCAGCAGAAGCAUCAGCACCAGCAGCUGCACGAACUCCUGUCGGCUGCUCCGAGGACUCCGAUGACGCCCACGGUGCCCCAGCCGCUGAGCAGUGGUGGCAGCCAGCUGCUGCUCAACCAGCUGAACUGCCCGCAGGCGCCGCCCGGAAGCUCCAUGCAGCAGAUGAUGCGGGCGGGCAUGUCGCCCAUUUCCCCGGGACCCGGCGUAGUGCCCUUCCCCCGGAGCAGUCCGAUGAUGCGACAGACCCCCACGCACCCGCCGCCUCCAUAUCCCUACGAACUGGCUGUGGCCAGUCCAGCCACAUCCACGUCCUCGUACUUGAACCGACCCCUCCACUCCCAGGAGCACCAGGGAAUGGGCGGUGGCGGCAUGGGAGUCGGCGGAAUGGGCGCCCCAGGCGGUGGCAUGAGCAUGAUGCCCUACACUGGCGAUGCUGGCAUUUCCAGUGGCAACUCUGCCGCGGCCGUGGCCUCCAGCCUGCUCCAGGAGCUGCCCGAAGUGAACUCCGUGCUGGUCAACAUCCUGCUCUACGACACCGCGUUGAACGUCUUCCGGGAUCACAACUUCGACAGCAGCAGUGUGUGUGUGUGCAAUGCGGACACGCAGAAGAUUGGCAACAUUCGGGGCGCGGAUUCGGGAGUAUAUGUUCCCCUGCCCGGCGCCAGCUUCAAUCCAUUUCCGGCGGGCGGAGGACAGCGCCUUCUCAACGGUCCGGCUGCCUCGUUUGGCGGCCUGCGGAUGAUCAGUGCCUUUGGAGGCUCUCCCGCCUCCGCUUCGAUGCCCGGAGCUGGCUCCGGACACGGUCACGGGCCGAAUGGUGGCUCCAACUCGUCCUCCUGCACGCCGCCCAGCAGCAAUCCCCACAUCACCGGCUACGUGGACGACGAUCCCGUCGAGUGCACCUGUGGCUUCAGUGCGGUGGUCAACCGCAGGCUCUCGCACCGCGCCGGCCUCUUCUACGAGGACGAGGUGGAGAUCACGGGCUUAGCCGAUGAUCCGGGUCGGAACAAGCAGCCCACCCUGCUCAGUCUCAUCCAGAGUCUGUGCCGGAAGAACCAAAUCAAACAGGCGCCGGGAGAGCCGAGCUCCGCGCUGGAGAAGGCGGGAUCGGGUGGAGGGGCUGGGGCCACGGCUGGACAGCUGGAGCACCUGGCCCACGCCAUCUUUGAUCUCCUCCUCGACCAGUGCUCGAUUAUCCAAACUUCCAGCAGUUCGGUGCAUCGCGCCCUGCAGUCCCAUCGCCGGCGGAUGUCCCGGCAUAGGAGGAUAUUCGGGACGAACGGAGCACCCACCGCCUCUAGGGCGUCGAUAGCCAACGUCCUGGAGUUCAUAGACGCCCAUGACGUUGUCAGCCUGGCGCUGGAGCAGGCGCGACUGGCGUUCGAGAACAACAUGAUGGACUUCCACGGGAACGGGAGCAGCACAUUCCAGGCCUUCCACGCUCCGCCGCCCGCCCUGCGCCACAAGCUGGCGGGGAUUGGCGGCGGCCGGUUGACGGUGCACAAGUGGCCUUACCUCCCGGUUGGCUUCACCAGGAGCAACAAGGAGAUCGUACGGACCAUGAACGCGAUACAGCCGAUGCUGCAGAGUGCCUUCCACUGCAAGUCGCGGGGCGGAGCCGCCGGCUCCAAGGACGCCAGCUCCUACAACACGGUCAGUGGUCCGCUGACGUGGCGGCAGUUCCAUCGGCUGGCGGGUCGCGCCUCCGGUCAGUGCGAACCCCAGCCGAUUCCCUCCGUGAUCGUCGGCUACGAAAAGGAUUGGAUUUCCGUGGCGCCCCACUCCAUCCACUACUGGGACAAGUUCCUGCUGGAGCCCUAUUCCUACGCCCGGGACGUGGUCUACGUGGUGGUCUGUCCGGACAACGAUCAUGUGGCCAACUCCACGCGCACCUACUUCCGGGAGCUGAGCAGCACCUACGAGAUGUGCAAGCUGGGCCGACACACGCCGAUCCGGGGCUGGGAUGGCAUCCUCCAGGUGGGCGCUGCUCGCAACCCCGCCGCCGCUGACCGCGAAGCGACUCCCUUGGACGAGUGGCUGCGCAGCCUGGAGCACGCCGCCCUGGCCGAGCAAAUCCGCCGGUAUGCCGUGGCCUUCAUCCACCAGUUGGCGCCGUAUCUGAGUCGAGUGCCCAACGACAAGACGCUCCUCAACCCACCGGACGGUACUGGGAACUCUGGCAACACCAAGGGUGGCAGCUCCUUGACGCCCAACCUGUCCGCGGCAACGGGCUUGCCCGGCGGAGACCUGGCCACGGAUAACAUCAAGCUGGAGCCGGGAACCGAACCGCCGCCAGUGGAGGCCAACGCGGAAGUAAAGCAGGAGCCGGGAACGGGAAAGCCAGGAGCGGCAGGAGCCGACACGAAACCCGCUCUGAUCCUGGGCGAUCCGUUGGGCGUGGGCGAGACCCUGGAGGACAUCAACCCGCCGGCCAUCGUCCUCUACGUGGUGAAUCCCUUCACCUUCGGUUCGGACAGCUGCGAACUGGAGCGCCUGGCUCUGAUUGCCCUGCUGCGCUGCUACGCGGAGCUCCUGAAGGCUGUGCCCGACUCCGUGCGCUCCCAGAUGAACAUCCAGAUUAUAUCGCUGGAGUCCGUGAUGGAGCUGGGGCCGUGUGGCAACCGGAAGCGCUUCUCGGACGAGAUCAAGUGCCUGGCCCUGAACAUAUUCUCGCAGUGCCGACGCCACCUGGUCCACGCCCAGUCGGUGAAGAGUCUGACGGGCUUUGGCACGGCCGCCAAUAUGGAGGCGUUCCUGAAGACCAAGGACGAACCGAACCGCCGGGCGUACAAAAUGUACACCGCCCCGUUCGUCCUGGCGCCGAUGCACGAGCGAAACGACAAGACGGACUUCUCCCGGUCGGCGGGCAGCAUGCACGGCCAGAACGAGCACCGGUACUCGGUGAUGUAUUGCAACUAUUGCCUGAGCGAGGACCAGGCCUGGCUCCUGGCCACCGCCACCGACGAGCGGGGCGAGCUCCUGGAGAAGAUCUGCAUCAACAUCGAUGUCCCGAACCGGGCGAGGAGGCGGAAGGCGCCCGCUCGCUAUGUGGCGCUCAAGAAACUGAUGGACUUCAUCAUGGGCCUCAUCUCCCAGACGUCACAGAUGUGGCGACUGGUGAUUGGACGCAUCGGGAGGAUCGGGCACAGCGAACUGAAGUCCUGGAGCUAUUUGCUGAGCAAACAGCAGCUGCAGAAGGCCUCCAAGCAGUUCAAGGACAUGUGCAAGCAGUGCACCCUCAUGUAUCCUCCCACGAUCCUGAGUGCCUGCCUGGUGACCCUCGAGCCGGACGCCAAGCUGCGCGUGAUGCCCGAUCAGUUUACGCCGGACGAGCGCUUCUCCCAGAUCUCCAUGCAGAACCCGCUCUCCACACCCCAGGAUGUCACCUGCACCCACAUCCUGGUAUUCCCCACCAGCGCCGUAUGUGCGCCCUUCACGCGACAGUUCCAGAACGAACCGCAGGUGGAGGACGACUUCCUCACCUUCGAGGAGGAGGGAAAUGAGGACUUUGACGAUGCGGACAUGAACGAUCUCUUCUGGGACCCUCCUAUGGACAAAACUUCGAAUCACGGCAGUCCCGGACGCAUGGAUGACAAUCGCAGCUGGCAGAGCGCCGGCGGCAACAACUUCAAGUGCACCCCGCCCCAGGAGGUGGAGGAGGUUGGAUCUCUAAACCAGCAGCCAAUAUCCGUGGGAUAUAUGGUGUCUACGGCGCCCACGGGCCGGAUGCCUGCCUGGUUCUGGUCCGCCUGUCCGCAUCUGGAGGACGUGUGCCCCGUGUUCCUGAAAACCGCUCUCCACCUGCAUGUGCCGAGCAUUCAGACCGCCGACGACAUCCUAAACUCGACCAACGCCCAUCAGUCGGCCAAUGACCAUCCGCUGGACUCGAUCCUGACGGCGGAUGUGCUACGGUUCGUCCUCGAGGGAUACAACGCCCUCUCGUGGCUGGCCCUCGACUCCAAUACUCACGAUCGCCUCUCGUGCCUGCCGAUCAACGUCCAGACGCUGAUGGAUCUGUACUAUCUGACGGCUGCCAUAGCCUAAGGAUCUCGUCCAGGAUCUCACUCAAAAUCAUCCAAUCAAUCAAACGCAGUCGCAUGCUUCCGAUGGCAGAACUUCCACUAGCUAUAUCAUCAAUCCUAAGGAAACACUAAAACAGGAACUACCAUUUAGAACCGAAUCAACAACAACAACAACAACACCAAGCAACCAAGAAUCGAAGUUAACAACAAAAAAAAUCAUAAAAAACUAAAACUUAAAAAAUAGGAAACAACAACACCAAGAACAACAGCAAUAGCAGGAGGAAACGAAACAGCAACGCACAGAUUACUUAGUAUAAUCAUUAAAAAGAAGAAAGAAAAAGGAAAUAGAAUUGAAAAGUAACGAGAAUUAGAGAGGAGAGCGGCGGAGAUAACUUUAUCGUUUAUCGAUAAACAACAGCAUUACUAUUUAUUAACUGUGGAGAAUUUUUAAAAAAGUGUCAAGUGCAAGAAUUGUUUGUUUUAACUUUUAUUUUUUUAUACCAUAUACAUAGGCUGGCGUUCGAUUUAGUGUUUAAUAUUUAUACAUAUACAAGAUGAAUGAAAUAGCAAAAGGAAAAAAAAUGAUGAUAAAAAAGUUAAAAAGCAAAACAAACAAACAAACCACACACACACACACACAUGUUUAGGCAUAUAUUAUAUUAUAUACAUAUAGAGCAUAUACAAUACGCAACAUAUAUUAGACUAAGUAUAAAAGUUUGUACAUAUUUACAACCAAUUAAUUAAGCAGAAACCGCAAAACAGCAACAACAAAGCAAAACAGAAAGUGUAAUUAUACAACUAGUGUUAGUUUACAACCAAUUUGGAUGAAGAAGAAGAGCAGUCUAAGAAGAAGAAGAAGAACGAGUCGGAGGCCCUAUUUAAAUCUAUUAAAUUAAAUCAAUAAACUGUGUAAAUUUUUUGUGCAAAG
Molecule: messenger RNA, 11055 nt
Organism: Drosophila ananassae
Lineage: Eukaryota; Metazoa; Arthropoda; Insecta; Diptera; Drosophilidae
Gene: skd
Product: mediator of RNA polymerase II transcription subunit 13
Exons: 14
Coding region: 1963-10149 (2728 amino acids)
Biological process (GO): regulation of transcription by RNA polymerase II
Cellular component (GO): mediator complex
Molecular function (GO): transcription coregulator activity
Source: RefSeq, a predicted model, not a curated record